Molecule: messenger RNA, 1242 nt
Organism: Corticium candelabrum
Lineage: Eukaryota; Metazoa; Porifera; Homoscleromorpha; Homosclerophorida; Plakinidae
Product: 1-acyl-sn-glycerol-3-phosphate acyltransferase delta-like
Exons: 8
Coding region: 63-1148 (361 amino acids)
Cellular component (GO): endomembrane system
Molecular function (GO): 1-acylglycerol-3-phosphate O-acyltransferase activity
Source: RefSeq, a predicted model, not a curated record
AGGUCCCGUAUGUUCGUCUAAAUUUGUACACCAGCUGAUGCGAGAUAUCGCGUCACCACGCCAUGUGGAUCGUCUUCUCUCUAACUUUUCUCGCAGCCAGCCUUACUGCUAAUCUUCUGGAGUUGCUUGCGUUUGUGAUUAUCCGACCGUUUUCUGUCUCCCUCUUUCGCAGAGUGAACGCCUGUCUUUGCUAUCUGCAUUGGAGUCUAAUCCCGUGGGCUCUUGAUAACUGGUGUAAUGUGGAGCUCAGGAUGUUUGGCAUUGCGGAAGAUAUUGAGGACAUCAGAAAGACGAACAUGAUCACAGUAAUGAAUCACCGAGGAGACGUUGACUGGAUGGUAGGAUAUAGUGUCGGUGACCGCAUCAAAAUAUUGCAGGCAAUAAAAUCUGUGAUGAAAAGCUUUGUCAAAUAUCUGCCUACACUUGGUUGGAGCUUCUGGUUCUCCGAUUAUGUGUUUGUGAAAAGAAGCUUUGAACAUGACAAGCACAGUUUACAAGCAGCCACUAAACAAUGGAUAUCAUAUGACUUUCCCUGGACGGUUAUUUUAUUUGCCGAAGGUACACGGUUCACCGAGGAGAAGCAUCAGAAAAGCUUAGAAUACGCAAGCAAAAUGGGAUUGCCUGAAUUGAAAUAUCACCUAAUGCCUCGAACAAAGGGAUUCAACUUGAUUAUGAAAGAAAUCAAAAAUCAUGUUACUGCUGUGUGUGAUUUGACGGUGGCAUACCCACGUGGCGUUCCUUCGAUAUCAAACUUCAUUCGAGGAGACAAAAUGUAUGCUGAUGUUAACUUGAGGAUAAUUCCAAUCAGCGAGGUACCUGUGGAGUCUGAAGAGGAAUUAAGUUCAUGGCUGAUUAAUCUAUACAAGGAAAAGGAUGAUCUUGUUGACUAUCAUCACAAUCAUGGACGGUUCCCAGCUAGUAUUGUUGACUUUCCCCCUCGAUUUAUGUCAACUGUUGUCAUGACUGUAUGGAUUGUACUGCUGGUGGUUCCUUUUGCAUUUUAUGUGUAUACUGUUGUGAUUGCUGGAGCAUACUGGACAUUGGCAAUACUAGUUAUAAUCAUACUUGCAGCUCAGCUUGGUUUCCGUCUCUUGCUGACGGUGAGCGAGGUGCCUAGAGUUGCAGAAGUGAGAAAAAAAGAACAUUGACUAUUAUAGUGAUGCAUGAUGCAGAGACAGUUUUCAGACAUGGACAGCAAGUGAUUGAUUAACAAAUCAGAAGGUUUGUUUAAUUGUUCCAUGA